Molecule: messenger RNA, 6163 nt
Organism: Manduca sexta (tobacco hornworm)
Lineage: Eukaryota; Metazoa; Arthropoda; Insecta; Lepidoptera; Sphingidae
Gene: Hs2st
Product: heparin sulfate O-sulfotransferase
Exons: 5
Coding region: 143-1165 (340 amino acids)
Cellular component (GO): membrane
Molecular function (GO): heparan sulfate 2-sulfotransferase activity
Source: RefSeq, a predicted model, not a curated record
GGAGCAUAUCAUGGUUGCAAUCGAGCGUCAAAUUAUUGUUCUUUUCUAUGUGUCCCAAAUAAUGUUUAUUUAUAAUAAACUCUCGUUAAAUAUGUCAGUGCUCAAUACCGCGUGAAGUGGCGCGAACGGUCCGCGUACCGAUAUGUUCAACGCAAAUAAAAUAUGUCUGUUUUCGUGUUUAUGCGUGAUUGUUAUUAUUGUUUUAUAUUUUCAAUCGCAAAUCGCUCGGUUAGAGGAAAACUAUCAUAAACUAGAGUUUAGAUUAGUCCAGUCACAUACAGAAUCUCGUCAAUUUCCGCCCAGGGUGGUGGAAAAGAGUGACGAUGACACUGUCGUGAUAUACAAUAGAGUGCCCAAGACGGGCUCGACGAGUUUUGUGGGUGUAGCAUACGACCUGUGCAAGAGAAACAACUUCAAAGUGCUCCACAUCAACAUCACAGCUAAUAGACACAUUAUGUCGUUGAACAACCAGUAUAAGUUCGCGCAGAAUGUUACAAAAUGGCAUGAGGUCAAGCCGGCUCUUUACCAUGGUCAUAUGGCCUUUCUUAACUUCGAGAGAUUGGGCACAACUUCAAAACCUAUAUUCAUAAACCUCAUAAGGAAACCUCUAGACAGACUUGUGUCAUAUUAUUAUUUCUUACGAUAUGGAGAUAAUUACAGGCCACAUUUGGUACGGAAGAAACAUGGGGACAAAAUGACGUUCGACGAGUGUGUGGAGAAGGGCCAGCCGGACUGCGACCCGAGCAACAUGUGGCUGCAGGUGCCUUUCUUCUGCGGACACGCUGCUGACUGCUGGAAACCAGGCAACCAGUGGGCAUUAGAGCAAGCGAAACAUAAUCUAGUCAAUCACUAUUUAGUAGUGGGGGUGACAGAGGAGAUGCUAGACUUCAUAACAGUGUUAGAAGCGACGCUGCCGAGGUUUUUCAGAGGCGCCACUGAAUACUACCUUAGCAGUAACAAAUCCCACCUCAGACAGACGAGUUCAAAAAUAGACCCAACACAGAAAACUGUUGACAAAAUACAACAAUCUGUGGUCUGGAAAAUGGAGAAUGAACUUUACGAGUUCGCGCUCGAGCAAUUCAAGUUCGUAAAAAGAAAACUUCUAGUGAAAGAAGCUAAUAAUGUAGCGCAAAUAUACUUCUACGAGAAGAUACGGCCUAAAUGAGGUGGAGUGACUCUAUUAUGUGAGUGGUACGGUUGUUUUUGUUUUGGCAAAACAUUCCAUAAUUGGUGAAUACGGUGAGUGAAAUUGACCGGUAGAUAUUAGUUAGAUAUUUAUAUAUCUAGAUAUUUGUUGAUCUGGUAGUUUAUUUAGACGAAGAUAAUGGAGAAUGAAACUUAUGUUGUUAAUUAGUAGAAUCGUUCGAGCAUCACACAUCGCGUGAUACAUACGGAAUGUUGAUCACAUGUCCAUCAGCACAACGAACCGAGAUUAGUAAAUAUAUGACAUAUAUAAGGCCCAUGCUAUAUUUCGACGUAAUUUACGUUGCAGAUAUUCAGUCACAAAUCAUUUCAUACGAAAAGUGUACGUUGAAAUUUAAAUUUGAAAUUAGAAUUUAGUAAUUCCAUUAUUUGAAAUAUUAACAUUAGGAAACAUCGGAGUCGUUAUAUUGGAAUGCCUAUAAUUUCUUUAUUACUGUUUUAAAACGGAAUAUGUGCGACGUAAAUUACGUUCAGUUCCGUCAUAAUGUAUUUCAAGGGACUGUUACGAAGCGCGAUAUCGGGACCACCUUCAAAUUAAUUUUAAUGUGCGACUUUCAACCUUAUUGUAACGAACAAAAGUUUGCGAGUACUUAAAAUAUAAGCAUUCAAAUAAUGAUAUAAAUAUGUAUGACAUCAUAUUCCUUAUGUUUUCCUCACAUCUUACAAACACAUAUACAUUUUAAUUUAAUGUUUCCUGUUUGGUUUUUAGUUCAUACAUUCGUUUAGGCCAUUUAUGGUUAAUUGUACAAAUUCUGUACUAGUUUAAUUGUAUAGCUUUUAUCAAUUGUUAAUUCGUAACCUUUUGAAUUAGGUAAUAGUAUACAGUGACGUCAUGUUACAUGAUUCGUAUGAACAAAUAUUUUUGAUUACGCAACACUUGUUUUUAUUGACGGUACUUUUGUUUUCUAAAGCCCGGUGCACAUUGCAUCGCGUAAUACCAUCAUUCAUGUAUUUUUUUUUUAUUUUUGUUUUUUUAUGACAAUUGUACAUUUUAUGUAUGCGAAUUUCAAGUUGGGUUUCAUGUUAUUGUGUGGGCGUUAGGGUUAAAUUUGGUCGCAAUUCCGGAUAGUAAGUCAAUAUCAACCCGCUAUAAAAAUAUUAUGAAUGAAACGUUUUCAUAUAUUAAUAAAAUUGUUUUAAGGAAAAUAAAUUAACAUCAUGUUUUAUAUCACAAUGAUAGGUAAUUAAUAUUAAAAUUGUUCACUACUUAUGCGAUUUUUAAGUAGUAUUUUUUUUUUCACCAUCUAAUAAUUUAUUUGAGACGUAACGAAUGGUUCUUUAAAAGACAUUAUUUUUGGUACUAAUUUUGUAUUGUUUGGCCAGGUUGCCAGUUUUGGUCUUUUUUUUAACUCUAUACUUUCGUAGCUUGAGAAUAGACUAUAGUUAAAUGUUAUUUAUAAGUGGUUUCAGCGCCUCAAAAAAAUAAUUAUAGCCUGACCAGGAAACUAAAAGACUUGGUUGAGGGCGCCACUGUCGCGUUUUCAUUUCAAAGUUGACAUUGCCAGUACAAGAAAUUAGUUUCAUACAUCAACACAUGGUGAGGUUUUUUAUUCUCCUGGUCAGGCUAAACUGUAAUGGCAUAUGAGUAUCUCGAACUUCUACUUAAAUCACCUUGUUAUUUAAAUUACCAGUUAUAUACUUCAGAUAAAGUAAAAUACUCGUACUAGAAGUACAGAUAUUUUUUUAUGUCUCAGCGAACGUUGAAAAUAAUUUCGAACUUUUAAUGCUCAUGUUUGUUACUUAAAACGAAACCACAAACUGUUAUAGUUUUAGUUGAACUCUACGAGAUAACUUUCAGAUUUUAUUCCGUGUAUUGUUAUAUUUUUCAAAAUUGACGAAGUGCCUGAACCAGUAGAAACACGACACGAUAGUUGAUGUCGUUUAAUUUUGACGUUUGUGAUUGGUCGAGAUAACAAUGCGUGAGUCACGUGUUAGUCUCUCGACCAAUCACAAUCGAACGAGAGGUCGUGUCGUGCUGUUUUUGCCACGUUGUAAUGGAGCUGGUCUUUGUUUAAUGAUUUCUUAUGUUUACGCGAAUGUUACACAUUUAAAUAGAACUAAAAAUAAAAUCCGUAAAAGAUUUCUAUUUCAAUGGUCUUCGUAUGUUUGAUUUUUUCCACGAUAUCAUAUUUAAAAUGAUUUUAUUUUUUAUUUUAAUUUUUAUUAACAUGAAGAUCAUAUAGAAUGAAAGUGCAUAACAUGUGCUGUAAACUAUAUUUCUGUAUGACGAUAGGGCCUAAUUUCUGUCAUUUUGUCACUCUACAUUAUAACUAAACCAGUACAAAAUAAAAUCUAGAAGAUAUCCGUUUUAUAAAAUAUCGACAAUACACGGUCUAAUAUUUAAAAAUUGAUAUUAUUCAAUUUUGGCGUGAUUUUAAGGAACUCACAAUUUAUUACUUAAUUUACUUGUUCUGGCUGUUCACAUCUCACGGACACAAUGUGUAUGUUUUUUUAGUGCGUUACCCACUAGUAGCGAAUGAUCAUAACCCGAUUCUUGCCGGCAUAUCAUACAUUAUUUAAAACCUAAUUAUCAUUAGAACGAUUUGCAGACCGCAUUUAUGUAUAUAAUUAUUAGCACCUUUAAGUUCUGUCGGGUUCCCUUUAGAAGAUGUUUUCCGAUUGAAGAAAUUUUCCGGUCGAGAUUAGCAUCUUUUAUUUUAAGAGUAAAUAUCGUCAUUUUUUGUGUAUUGGCGAUCUCGUGGUACGUGAGAUGUGAACAAACCUAUAAUAACUUAAUAAAAAUGUGAUAUUUUUAAGUCCAUCCAACGACUUGUUGACUCAAUAACUUAUAUGUUUACGUUAUGUUUAAUUUGUGUAAUAUUUUUUUAUGUGUUUAAUUAGUUCGUUAGCGGCCAUGUAUGGUUCAUUUUUAGUAAAUUAAUUAAAUGUUUCAUUUAAGAAGUCAUCAAAAUAAUUGAAAAAUUGGGCUAUGGGUAAAAUUUUGAUACUCUUAUAUCUAGCAGAGUACUGAGAAAAAUGUAUAUACUACUGCCUAAAUCAUAAUACUUAACCCAUUUAAAUUCUCUUCUCGAUAAUAAAUAAUGUUUGGUUUAAAACACGGCAAAUCCUAUUAAAUUUGUUGAUUUGAAGAAGAGAUCAAUAUUUUUAAAAUUGUAAAUAUAAUGUUAAUUAAACUGAUAUGUUAAACAAACAUGUAUUUUACGAUAUAGCUGGACUACUAUUACAAGGUUCUAUGUUAUAUUUGAUGUGCAAAAUGAAUAAUAUGUCCGCUUUCUUAAUAAAAUAUUGACCUAUUCCAAAAUUCGAAUUCGGUUCGAAUCCCGGGUCGGGCAAAGUGAUAUUUGGGUUUUUCUGCUCAGUAUCAGCCCGGAGUCUGGAAUUUGUGCCCGAUAUGGCGAUAGGCUCGCCCCCUAUCACAUCAUGGGACGGAACAUACUUGGCGAAAAGUGGGUGCCCUAGUUGCGCCUCUGCAUACCCCUUCGGGGAUAAAAUGCGUGAUGUUAUGUAUAUAUGUCUAAAAACUAAUUUCUGCUGGUGACCUUUAUUUUUUCUUUCUUUUUUAUGCUAUAGGUUUCAUUUUUGACCUAUCUUUAUAAGUUAAAUUUUAUAGCAACUUAAAGGUCGCAAACAGCAAUUCGUUUCUUUGACGAUUCCCACAAAUUAACAAUUUUGGAAUAGGUCAUUAUUUUAUUAAGAGAGCGAUGAAUCACAUCGCCCUUAGAAUUAAAGUGACCUAUCACAAAGUUUAUUGAUUUUCUGAUUUUGUUAAAAAUGACCUUCCAAAGGAUACACCAUAAUCAUAUGACGACAAAAAUAUUAUAGAAUAUAAUCCGAGAUUCUUACUUUGGAAUACCGCUCAGUGUAUAGGUACUGCCUUUUAUAUUGUUUUCAGAUCUUUUUUACUUGUUUCCCACUAAUCUAUUUUUUUUUUUGAGUUAGGUUUCCUUAUCUCUAAGGGUGCGAGUCAUCAUUCUAUGUCUUUAAAAAUAUUAAUCUCCAAUAAUUCCGAAAAUUUAAUUAAACGGGAACCAUGAAUUAUUUUUUAAUUUUUACCAAUAUAACCAUUAUCAAACAAAAUUUUGCAAUAUAAGUAAAAACUAUCAUACCUUGUAAUAGAUAUGAUAAUGUAAAAUUGCAAAUAAUACUUUUUCUUCACUCGAUAUUAUCAUAAUAUUUUUUUUUGUUGACUAUAAACGUAAUUUAAGUCUGAAAUUAGUCACUUCAACGGGGUGAUAUAUUUUCUGUCGCCCUUUAGCCCUUGAAAAAACCAAUGCCCCUUGUGACUAAGACCCGUUACAUCAAGCGUUGAAAAAAAUGGCGCCAUAUUUUACGAGUUUUGUAAUAAUUUUUUAUUUGGGUUUUUUGUGUAUGUGCCGUAAAUAGGGCGACAUUAUCGAUGAUUUGAUGCUCGUUAUAGCAAUAAGUAAGGCGUAAAUUUUAAAUGAUUAAUAAUGAGCUACCAUUUAACACUUUAAAUAUUGGUUUGAGCAAUAUUAGGUAGCGAAAAUAUAUCACUAUCUCUUUCCAACAUUUGGAUUGUAAUGUCGGUGACGUCAUAUUCUAUCAUUUCCCUUUCAAAAUUUAAAUGCUAUUUGGAACGAAUUUUUACCCAAUUUCUAAUUUAGGUAACUAAACUAUUUAAAUAAUGCGUAACAUAUCCAAUUGAUACCAUUAUUACCAAUUAUUGAUUACCUAGGUCCCGUUUCCAUGUGAAUCACCGUUGUAUUAUUUAUCGCUUCAAAUCGUCGAAUCACUUAUUUUUUGUUUGCUAUAAUUUAUGAAGCCAGUGUUUAGCUGUUUAUUUAUUAAAGGAUAAACUUACUAGACAUUGUAUGAUAAUUUGUCUGUGUGACAUUUGUAUUGGCUGAUCAAGGGUAAAAUGGUAAAUUUCAAGAGCUUGACUAUGAUACCUACCUAUAAUACGAUAACAUACUUGAAUAAACGUUAAUCAGUGUUUAAAUGAAGAUUUUGUCACUUUCUUAAUUGAAAUAGAUACAGA